Messenger RNA from Malassezia restricta, 1437 nucleotides. RefSeq lists its product as uncharacterized. Gene Ontology annotation, molecular function: oxidoreductase activity. Bases 1 to 1437 code for a protein of 478 amino acids. The record is from RefSeq and is a predicted model, not a curated record. The transcript has a single exon. NCBI's taxonomy places the organism in Eukaryota, Fungi, Basidiomycota, Malasseziomycetes, Malasseziales, Malasseziaceae.
AUGACGACGAAGGAAGCGACGCCGAUCCGCGUCGCGGUGGUCGGUUCGGGCCUCGCCGGCCUAGCUACCGCAUAUUUUUUGACACGAAACACGCGUGGUGUGGACGUCACGCUGUACGAGCGACAUGCAGCACUGGGCAUGGAUGCAGAGAGUGUAACGGUCGAGCAUGAAGGAGAACACCAGCGCAUCGAUGUGCCGAUGCGGGCUUUUUCAGCCGCCUACUAUCCGAAUCUUGUGGCUCUUUACAAGCAUUUGCGUAUAGGAUUCGAUCCUCAAUCGUUCUCGUUUUCAUUCGCUCACAAGACCAACGAUGCGCAUGGCGGCCCGGUGCCUGACUUUUUGUACAGAGGGAGGCGAAACAAGGGCCCAAGAUGCAUACGUCGUGGUUCUAUGGCUCGUCCGCUUUUCUGGGUCUCGACGGUCUGGUCUUAUCUUGUUAUGGUAAUUCUCGCAUGGCUUUACACGGUCUGUGGCUAUACCCCUCACCGACGCACCUUUGGCGAAUGGUGUGACUCGAUAUGGAUGGCACAGUCAUUCGUCGACGAACUCUUGUACCCGAUGUUUUCCUCUAUAAUGACAGCUGACAUGGCAGCUGUGCGCGCCAUGCCGACCCGAGAAGUGCUGGAAUACGUGGCUCAUACCUUCUUGUACCGCCACUACCGUGUUCGUGGCGGUGUAUCGCAGGUCGUUCACGCACUGACGGACCAUUUGCCAGCUGAUCGUGUGCGUGUUGGCGCCACCAUUACUGAUGUGUUUCCUGUGGAUACGCAUCGCAUCGGUUUGCGGUACAAGGCGAGCGAUGGUUCCCAGGCCGAAGCCGUAUACGAUCACUUGAUAUUUGGGUCGCAGGCGACGCAGACAGCGAUUAUGCUGCAGUGGUAUCAUGACCACACGCAGCCAUCGAGUCGCGCUAUUUUUUGUGCACAGCAACUUGCACAGCUACGUGCGUUACACUACAAAAAGAGUACCGUCGUAUGUCAUACCGACACGGGCAUUUUGCCACCUGAUGAAGCAGACUGGCGCGAUCUCAACUUUGUGACGCCCGCAUGCAAGGGGGCACACGAUGCAUAUACGAUGGCGACGCAUGUCAUUCAUCGCUCGCCUGCCCAGGUUGUGAUGCAAACGACGAAUCCCCUCCCUCAACUCUUCCCAGCCGCCGACAAGACGAUCCGCCAGAGUACGUUUGACCGCUUUGUCCUCACCCCCGAGGGUCGGCAGGCCCGAGAGCACUUCUUCCAGAGGCGCGGCAAACGGCGAACGCUAGGGCCGCUGCAAGGCUCACCCGAUGGUGGCGGCGGUGGCGUAUGGUUCACAGGCAGCUGGAGCUAUGGCGUGCCGCUGCUUGAGGGCUGUGUUACCAGUGCACGCCUGGUCGCCGAGCGCAUCUUGCAGCAGCACGAUCUUGAUGCAUCGCAUAUCGCUUCUAUUCUCGACUAG